Messenger RNA from Spirometra erinaceieuropaei, 1520 nucleotides. The record is from the annotation of a GenBank genome assembly. Lineage: Eukaryota; Metazoa; Platyhelminthes; Cestoda; Diphyllobothriidea; Diphyllobothriidae.
AUGAUCUUCCCCUACGGAAACAAUAUUGUGUAUUGGACAAGAGGUUGUGGGUUUCCAAGUAAGCCAUCAACUACUUUUUGAUUGUUUUCUCCAUUACUUUGCAGCAGAUUGAUGUCAGACUGACUGACUGACUGACUGCACGCCCUCUUGGCGACUGUUUCGAAGGCGGACAAGUUGAUUGUAAUUGGUGACAUCAACGCCCGCGUCGGUACAGACCAUACUGCCUGGAGAGGAGUGCUGGGUCCCCACGGUCUACACGGCUCAAACGACAAUGGUCUGCUGCUUCUCCGCACCUGCGCAGAACACCACCUCAUCCUGACAAACACCUUCUGUCUGCCGGAGCGAGAGAAGGCCACCUGGAGGCAUCCUCGGUCGCGCCAGUGGCACCUGCUGGACUAUGUCCUCGUCCGGAGGCGAGAUCAGCGGGACGUGCUGGUGACAAAGGCGAUCGCGGGCGCUGACGGGUGGACCGACCAUCGCCUCGUCAUCUCGAAGAUGCGUAUUCGCCUACAGCCUCGCAGGAGACCACAGGGUAAGCGACCCCCAGGUAAGCUGAAUGUUGCCUUGUUGUCUUUGCCCGCUCACCAUCUUCAUUUCAGCAAUGAGCUAGCUCAAAGGCUAGACAACCUUCCUAUCGCUGCCGCCGCCGCCGCCGCUGCCGAGAACGCCUCCGUGGAGAACCCCUGGUGUCAACUGCGAGACACGGUUCAGUCGACGGCGCUCGCCGUCCUCGGUCGCGCUCCCCGCAACACCAGGACUGGUUCGACCAAAAUGACGCCGUCAUCAGAAAUCUGCUUGCUGAGAAGAACCGUCUACACAAAGCCUACGUAGAUCACCCCACUGAUGCCACCAAAGCUGCCUUCUACCGCAGUCGCCGCCAGCUUCAGCAACGACUGCGCGAGAUGCAGGACGCCUGGACUGCUCGCAAAGCUGAGGAGAUCCAAGGAUACGCGGACCACAACGAAUGGAAGAACUUCUUCUCUGCGAUCAAAGCUGUCUACGGUCCGCCGACAAAGGGCACUGCUCCUCUCCUCAGCGCCGACGGCAACACUCUCCUGACUGAGAAGACGCAAAUCCUGCAGCGAUGGGCCGAGCAUUUCCGAGGCGUCCUCAACCGCCCCUCCGUCAUAUCCGACGCCGCCAUCGAGCGUUUGCCGCAAGUGGAGACCAAAGUGGACCUCGACCUCCCGCCAUCUCUCCAGGAGACCAUCAGGGCCGUGCAGCAGAUCUCCAGCGGGAAAGCACCCGGAUCGGACGCAAUCCCUGCUGAGGUCUACAAGCACGGAGGUCCCCAAAUGAUGGAUCACCUGACUGCGCUCUUCCAAGAGAUGUGGCGUCAAGGUGAAGUCCCACAAGAUUUCAAAUACGAAACCACUGUGCAUCUCUACAAGCGCAAAAGGAAUCGCCAAGUCUGCGAUAAUCACCGCGGCAUCUCCCCGCUGAACAUCGCCGGGAAGAUCUUCGCCCGCAUCCUCCUCAACCGCCUCAAUAACCAUCUGGAACAGGGCCUCCUGCGCUGA